Caenorhabditis remanei is the source of this 969-nucleotide messenger RNA. RefSeq lists its product as uncharacterized. Bases 1 to 969 code for a protein of 322 amino acids. The transcript has 6 exons. The record is from RefSeq and is a predicted model, not a curated record. NCBI's taxonomy places the organism in Eukaryota, Metazoa, Nematoda, Chromadorea, Rhabditida, Rhabditidae.
AUGGCUAACGCGGAAGGUGUUGCUAACAUUGAGCAGGAAAUGGAAGGAGAAGAGGUGAAUAGAGAUGAACCAAUGUUGCCUGCACCACAACCAGGUGGUGCAUGUAAUUUGCUAGUGAAACCAAUAUUUGGCUACAUAAAUAGAUGGACAGAGUGGGACUCAAGACAAGAAGGAAAAGUUACACUGCCACCUAGGGCUAGCGUUUUGGUUUACGUCGGCCAUUGUGCUGAGCUUCCAGCACCGAAAUAUGAAUUCACUGUGAAAGAAUACAUUGAGGGUAUUCCACAAAAAAACGUGUGGCGGUACAAUGUUCCAUUGCACGUUGAACUGGAACUGGAAAAAAAGCGAAACAACGCUGCAUGGGGUUAUGAAGUCAGUAUUAAGAUAGAUGUGAUUGUCAAUAGUAUGUUCUACCAAACUUAUCUCUCCAACGAUAAUGAUCAUAGCUUGUACCGAAGAAUAUUCUGCAUUCAUUACUGCAAUGCAAUCAGUGCUAAAUAUGAUAUUUUACUAAACGCUGAAGAAGCCCUAUACUGUACAUACAUUGGCUCCGAGAGAACAAUCGCAACCAUGAACAGAAAAGCCAAACCAAUUUUGAUCCGCAAGAAGUUCGAUCCACCACUAAAAGAAAAAGAAAUUCAAAAGAUCGUGAAAAAUAACAAGACGAAAGUUCAGAAAAAUCGUCCAGAAAUGCAGGCGUUGGGCAUCAAAGAGUUUGGAAAAGUAACUAUUACUCGUUUUGAGAGAAACUUGAAGAUAUCAUUUCCAGUUGAAUACGAAGGCAUGGAUUUUAAUGGAUUAUUCUCGUUGAACAUUAAAGUCAAUAGGAACAUGGUGAGUUUGGUGUCCGAUGACGGUGCCGAGGUGUUCAGCGUAACAUUCCAAUUUCGUUUUGAUGAAAAAGGAAACAGAAUGGUGUACGACAAGGAGAACAACAUUAUUACACUAUCAGUUAUGAUUAAAAUCUAA